Molecule: messenger RNA, 1386 nt
Organism: Lasiosphaeria miniovina
Lineage: Eukaryota; Fungi; Ascomycota; Sordariomycetes; Sordariales; Lasiosphaeriaceae
Exons: 3
Coding region: 1-1386 (461 amino acids)
Cellular component (GO): cytoplasm
Molecular function (GO): calcium-dependent phospholipid binding; calcium ion binding
Source: RefSeq, a predicted model, not a curated record
AUGCAGCAGAACAGCCUCCUCCCCCUGGAGGAGGUUAUUAUCAACAGCCACCUCCUCCCCAGCAGCCCCCCUACGGCGCGCAAUCUCCUCAACCACCUUACGGCGCGCCAUCUCCUCAACCGCCGUACGCCCGGCUACGGCGCUCCCUCUCCCCAACCGUACGGUUCCCCAGCGCCUCCGCAGCAGUAUGGUGCCUCUCCCCAGCCCGGCGGCUACUAUCCGUCGCCUCAACAGCCGGCGGGAUACGGACAGCCGCCUCCGCCGCAGCAAUAUAGUGGUCCGUCGCCCCAGCCAUACGCCUCCCCGAUCCCACCGCAGUAUGGCGCUCCUUCCCCGGGCUACCCGCAACCGCCACCGGGCGCAUACGGGCAGCCUUCGCCUCAGUAUCCACCCUACGCGCAGCAGUAUCCCCCGACGCCUCCGUCGCUCGGGUACGGCCCUCCGCAGAUCAUCCAAUAUUCGGGCGCGGCCGACGCGAACGCGCUGAGGGCGGCCAUGAAGGGCUUCGGGACGGACGAGAAGCUGCUCGUCCGGGUCCUGGCGGACAAGGACCCCUUGCAGGUUGCGACGAUCCGCGACGCGUACUCGCAGCUGCACGGUCGUAAUCUCGAGGCGGACAUCAAGAGCGAGGUGAGCGGCUGGUUCGAGUUCGGGCUGCUGUCCAUCGUCCGCGGGCCCCUGCAGACGGACGUGUUUAUGCUGCACGAGGCCAUGUCGGGGCCGGGCACCAAGGAGAAGGUCCUCAACGACGUGCUGCUCGGGCGGUCCAACGCCGACCUGAACGCCAUCAAGGGCGCCUACCAGCUCACCUACCGCAAGCGGCUCGAGGACGACGUGCGCGGCGACCUCAGCAUGCAGACGGAGCGGCACUUCAUGAUUGUGCUCGGAGCGCAGCGCGCCGAGGACUCGGCGCCCGUCGUCAAGGCCGAGGUCGACCGCGACGUCAACGAGCUGUACAACGCGACCGAAGGCAAGAUCGGCACCGACGAGAUGAAGGUGUGUAGCAUCCUGAGCACAAGGAACGACAACCAGAUACGCGCCAUCGCUGCCGAGUACCAGAAGAAAUACGCGAGGAACUUGGAACACGUCAUCCGCAAGGAAUUCUCGGGCCACAUGGAAGAUGCCUUGCUCUUCCAGCUUCGACAUGGACUCGACCGCUAUAUGCAUCAAGCGCAACUUCUCGAGGACGCCAUGGCCGGAGCCGGCACCGAGGACACGCUCCUUGUGAGCCGUGUCGUCCGUUCCCACUGGGACCGAAAUAACAUGGCCAAUGUGAGAGCAGCAUAUGAACAGCGCUAUCGGACAAAUCUGGCAAAGCGUAUCAGGGGCGAGACAAGCGGUCACUACGAGCGUCUGCUGCUGGCUUGCAUUGGGGAGAAUGUCUAA